Messenger RNA from Gadus macrocephalus (Pacific cod), 2520 nucleotides. Its product is annotated as zinc finger protein RFP-like. The transcript has 2 exons. The coding region runs from base 563 to 1948 and encodes 461 amino acids. Gene Ontology annotation, molecular function: zinc ion binding; protein binding. The record is from RefSeq and is a predicted model, not a curated record. NCBI's taxonomy places the organism in Eukaryota, Metazoa, Chordata, Actinopteri, Gadiformes, Gadidae.
GGUUAGUUGGCUCUGACUGAAGGUGAGCUCAUCGGUAUGGUUCGUCUGCCCGACCCCGAGUCACAUGACUUGGCGGUUUUAUGAGGUUAGAAGCUGGGAGAGAAUCCUUAUACAGUAUCACUACAAGUGUUAACUUAAUAGACUGUGAAGAAUAUACCAGGCACAGUAAAAAAAAAUCAAAAAUCAAAUAAAGUCAAAUGUGUUUGUACAGCUCUUACUCAGUUGCAAAGUCACAAAUCACCACUGAAUCACAAACUUUAUUUUUUACCCAGAGUCUAUGUGUCGGGUUGAACAUAUUUGAAUGCCGCAAAGAAAAGAGAACAUGUCAACGCAUUUUAAGCAGCCUUUACUGAAUGCGCCCACAUUCAGGGUGUGAACGUUUGAAACGUCUGUAAACCGUGGGGGCGGAGCCAGGUGUUAGGGGAGGAGCCAGGUGUUAGGGGAUGAGCGGAGAGGACGUCAUAUUGAGGAAACGAAACUUAACAUUCGAAACCAAAGCAACCCACGUCGAAGCUGUUCUCCCGUUCAGGAGAAAAAUAAAACGCAUUUCGGAACAAAAAGAAUGGCCUGUGCUACCACUUCCUGGUCUGAAGAGCAGCCUUGUGUUGAACCAGCAGAAGUUCCCUGUGACAUCUGUACUGGGACCCAGCAGAAGGCUGUGAAGUCCUGCCUAAUGUGUUCUGCCUCUUUCUGCCAAACCCACCUGGAGCCACAUCUGAGAGUCGCUGGGCUGAAGAAACAUCGGCUGGUCGAGCCUAUGGACCGUCUGGAAGACAGGAUGUGUAAGAAACACGAACGACUUCUGGAGCUCUUCUGCCGGACUGAACAGGUGUGUGUGUGUCUGUUGUGCACAGUGACGGACCACAAGUCCCAUCCUGUUGUACCUCUAAAGAAGGAAUAUGAAGUGAAGAAAGCCCGGCUGGGGAAGAGAGGGGCUGAAGUUCCACAGAAGAUCCAGGAGAGAAAACAAAAGAUUAAAGUGAUCAAAGACACAGUGAAACUGAGCAACAAAGACGCCGACAGAGAGAUAGCCCAUGGUGGGCAGGUAUUCACUGCUCUGAUAGGCUGUGUUGAAAAGGGCCGGGAUGAUUUCAACCAAACAGUGAAAGAGAAUCUGAAAUCCACAGUGAAACGAUCUGAGGACCUCAUCAAAGAGCUGGAGCAGGAAAUAAAAGAUCUAACCAAUAGAAGCUCAAAGGUGAAGCGGCUCUCACACACUGAAGACCACCUCCACUUCCUCCAGGCCUUCAGAUCCCUGAAGGAUCCUCCACCCACCAGGGACUGGACCACGGUGGAGGUCCGUCCUCCGUCAUACGUAGGGACCUUGAGGAGAUCCCUGGAUCAGCUGGAGGAGACACUGAACAUGGAGAUGAAGAAGUGUGAUGCUGAACUGAAGAGGGUCCAGAAGUAUGAAGUAGAUGUGACUCUGGAUCCUGAUACAGCUCAUUCCCAGCUCAUCCUGUCUGAGGAUGGGAAACAAGUACAUGAUGGAGGUGUGAGGAAGAAAGUCCCACGCAACCCUAAGAGAUUUACAUGGGAUACAUGUGUUCUCACGAGGCAGAGCUUCUCCUCAGGGAGAUUUUACUUUGAGGUCCAGGUUAAAGACAACACUGACUGGUGGUUAGGAGUGGCCAGAGAGUCCAUCGACAGAAAAGGUGGGACCUGGGGGACCCCUGAGACGGGUAACUGGACUCUUUGGUACAGCAUGGCUGGGUUGGUAUUUAGAGAUAACCCUUCUGUCCGUCUCCCUCUGAGAGCUGAGCUCCAGAAGGUGGGGGUGUUUGUUGAUUAUGAUGAGGGUCUGGUCUCCUUCUAUGAUGUGGAAGCCAGGGUUCAUAUCUACUCUGCUACUGGCUGCACCUUCACUGAGCCUCUCUAUCCAUUCCUCUAUGUUGGUAAUAUAAACUCUGCCCCCCUGAUCAUCUCACCUGUCAAUCAAACAGACUAGGACCUUUGUUUGAUAAUAAAAUAAUCAAACGACCAAAACAACUAAUGUUGUUUCCUGAAUUAGAAUAGAAUUAGAAUCUCUACUAUGUGAGAUCUGAGAGAUCUGCAUUAAUGUCGUACUGCUGUCAUUUAACGAGGAGAAUAUUUGUAAGAAUUAACCCUGCAGUUGUGUAAUAUAACACUUUAUAAAGGGUUAUAUUACACUCCAUUUAUGUGUGUGUUUUCCUUCUAUUUAUUUUACCCGUUUAAAGAUAUAAAAUUGGUUGCAGUUAUGUAGAACAUGUUUAGAGGAUUAACAUGUAUAUAUAAUAAAAAAAAAUAUCAGUUCUAUUGUUUUUUUAUUUUCUGAUCAUGUAAUGACCAAACAAUUCAAUGUUCUUGCACAUUUUUUUUUUUGGAUUUUAAUAAAAAGAAAAAGCAAAUAUUGUUAUGUGUAGGGGCAUACAUUAUAAUUGUAAUGGAUCAUUUCAGGGAAAUAGAUACAUUCCAGUCAAAUAGUGCUCAGUAUAAAUACUGUUUCUGUAAUAAAAAGUGUGAUACAAAAAAUAAAAUUGUUUAUUUCUAAACCCUUAA